Messenger RNA from Phyllostomus hastatus (greater spear-nosed bat), 1477 nucleotides. It is a transcript of the gene TIMM29, whose product is annotated as translocase of inner mitochondrial membrane 29. The record is from RefSeq and is a predicted model, not a curated record. The transcript is spliced from 2 exons. Gene Ontology annotation, biological process: protein insertion into mitochondrial inner membrane. The coding region runs from base 22 to 810 and encodes 262 amino acids. NCBI's taxonomy places the organism in Eukaryota, Metazoa, Chordata, Mammalia, Chiroptera, Phyllostomidae. Gene Ontology annotation, cellular component: TIM22 mitochondrial import inner membrane insertion complex.
CGGACGUCAAACCGGAAGGGAAUGGCGGCAGCCGCUCUAAAAAGACUUUGGUCGCGAAGCCGCGGGGAUGCAGGGGACUCGGCAACCGCGAAGCCAAGUGUGUGGGCGAGGUUGGGUGCCUGGGCUCGCUCACUGCUCCGGGACUACGCGGAGGCUUGCGGGGACGCGGCGGCAGCGGCGCGGGCCCGGCCCGGCCGUGCCGCAGUAUACUUGGGAUUGCUGGGCGGCGCGGCGACCUGCUGCGCGCUCGCGCCUAGCGAGCAGGCCUUCGAGGAGGCUCUGCUCGACGCGUCGGGGACUCUGCUGCUGCUGGCGCCCGCCACGCGAAACCGCGACUCGGAAGCGUACGUGCAGCAGCUGCUUUGGCUGCGGGGCCGCGGACGACUCCGCCACGUGAAUCUGGGCCUCUGCUCACUGGUGUAUGAGGCUCCCUACGACCCCCAGGCCAGCCUUUACCAGGCCCGCUGCCACUAUCUGCAGCCUCGUUGGGCGGAGUUCCCAGACCGGAUCUUGGACGUGGGCUUCGUGGGUCGUUGGUGGGUGCUGGGGGCUCGGAUGCGCGACUGCGACAUCAACGACGAUGAGUUCCUCCACCUGCCUGCACAUUUGCGAGUUGUCGGGGCUCAUCAGCUGAAUUCGGAAGCCAAUGAGAGGCUCUUUGAUGAGAAGUAUCAGCCUGUCGUGCUCACCGACGAUCAGGUGGAUCAGGCGCUAUGGGAGGAGCAGGUCUUGCAGAAGGAAAAGAAGGACAAGCUGGCCCUGAGCCAGGCCGAGUCUCUGAUGGGGAGGGCCCGAAAUGAAACCCAGUGAGGCCUGGAUCCGGUCCCAGCCCCAAGCCCUGGCAGACUGUUUGCCCGGGACUGUGCAGUUGGUGUGAGUGAGCUUCAAGUGCAGAGUGACUGAAAUAAAUUAUAUGUAGAGUGUUCUCGCUGGGUUUUCAUAAAAUCGGGGAGCCUUUCUCCCUCUCACAUUUUUCCUAAUGUUGAAGCUAAUUCAGCCUUUUUGGUCUAGGAGUUGGAGAGAGCAAAAGCAACAAGACCAUAUAAUGUUAAUCACUGCCAAAGUUAGUAAUGGGCUUUAUACCUAAGUAAGCUUUUUUUAUUGGUCCUUGUGCCCCCCCCCCCCCGACUGAGGCAUUAUGUCUAACAGGUGACUCUCAGGCUCUCCUAAAACCAUUCAGAUUUUUGUUUUAAAUUUUAAGCUGCAAUGUUUAUACUCUUAAUUUUUAUGAGUAGCAUUUUUGUUUUAAUUUACUUUGAAAUAAUUACAAUACUAGAGUAAACUGGAAAAAUAAUACAGGGCACCCUUUGUACUCUGUCCAGCUUCCCCUAAAUGGUAACAUUUUACAUAAGCAGUGCCAAACUAGAGAUUGACAUUGGUAUGACUUUGGAUUUUACAGAGAAACUUUUUGCAAAAACAGCAUGCUUCUACCAUUUGUGUACUAAUAGUGAUAUUAAAGUGAGUUGGAAUGAUAAAA